Necator americanus (New World hookworm) is the source of this 573-nucleotide messenger RNA. RefSeq lists its product as uncharacterized. The transcript has 6 exons. The coding region runs from base 1 to 573 and encodes 190 amino acids. The record is from RefSeq and is a predicted model, not a curated record. NCBI's taxonomy places the organism in Eukaryota, Metazoa, Nematoda, Chromadorea, Rhabditida, Ancylostomatidae. Gene Ontology annotation, cellular component: membrane.
AUGCAUGAACCACGCUAUGCAACGACGACAACCGUUGUCGAGACGACCGAGUACAUGGCACCAGACGAAUCUCCGUCAUACGGGGUUGUGGUGCCGAGUGCAGACUGCUCUUACAUUCGGACGCUCGGUGGAAUUAUGAAGUGCGUCUGCAUUGUUCUAUGUUUUCUAUGUUUCCUGUGCGUACUCAUUGGUGGCCCAGGAUACUACACCGGUGCUGGUUGGGCGACAUUCGUCUCAUCUGUCGGACUCUGCAUUAGUACUACGCUCUUGUUUUUGUACGUAUUCCGAGUGGUAGAUGCUCUUCCGCAAAUACCGUGGAUUGUUGGGGAAAUGUGUUUCUACUUCGCAUGGACCAUAUUCUUCUUCAUUGCUGCUUCUGUGCUUGCAGUUGCUGCGGCUCGAUUCACUGCUACCGGUGGGUGGGCAGUAGCGUCGUUCUUCGCCUUUGGUGCUAUGUGCGCUUAUGGAUUUGACUGCUACCUAAAGUUCCUCGCAUGGAAAAAUAACGAGGUAGCGACAGGAGCCGGCACGGACUUCAUUGCCGAAACACGACGGCGUGCUCAAAAUGUAUAG